AUGGAACUCAGUGCCAACUACCUCCGCGAGGAGCUGCGGCGGGACCUGGAGGCAGAGCAUGUGGAGGUGGAGGACGCGACUCUGAACCGUUGCGCGACCAGCUUCCCGAGUCCUGGUGGUGUCGAGGGAAAGUUCGAGGGAAAGCCACUGCUCCAGAGACACCGGCUGGUGAACGAGUGCUUAGCCGAAGAGCUCCCGCACAUCCAUGCCUUUGAGCAGAAAACUCUGACCCCAGAGCAGUGGACCCGACAGCGGCAGGAAUGAGGGACCCAGGCCUGAACAAGCAUUAAAUUUUAAACCUGGCAAAAAAAAAAAAAAAAAAAG
This is a messenger RNA of Rattus rattus (black rat), 324 nucleotides long. Its product is annotated as bolA-like protein 2. Gene Ontology annotation, biological process: intracellular iron ion homeostasis. Gene Ontology annotation, molecular function: 2 iron, 2 sulfur cluster binding. The transcript has a single exon. Lineage: Eukaryota; Metazoa; Chordata; Mammalia; Rodentia; Muridae. Bases 1 to 264 code for a protein of 87 amino acids. Gene Ontology annotation, cellular component: cytosol; nucleus. The record is from RefSeq and is a predicted model, not a curated record.